Phytophthora sojae is the source of this 429-nucleotide messenger RNA. RefSeq lists its product as hypothetical. The transcript has a single exon. NCBI's taxonomy places the organism in Eukaryota, Oomycota, Peronosporomycetes, Peronosporales, Peronosporaceae. The record is from RefSeq and is a predicted model, not a curated record. The annotation marks the transcript as partial.
AUGGGACUGCGACGAGCGCUCGAGGACUCGUGGGUACCGACUCAAUCCUUCACCUUUGACGGCAGCACGUCCGACCUCGCUCUGCAGCUUUACUCGCGCUUCAAGGCCGGAGAUUCGCUCGACAAGCUGAGCCUCUCGUCGAUACCGGAUACCAUCACCUCUCGGCUCAGCGAUGUGAACGUGGCGUUCGACGACCUGGACGGCUUCGCGCAGCGAGCGGUGCUCUGGGACAGCGGCUUCGCGCUGACGCCCACCAACGACAUCAUGCAGAUCUGGACGCUCGACGGCCGCUCCAUGGCGGAGCUCGCGCUCACACUGGACGAGUUCGAGGCCACUACGUGCACAGCCUACAACUGCACGCAGCCGGACGGAACGAAGGCCCACAACAACCACCUGUGUACGGGCACUCAGUUUCUGACGGGGGCCAAG